Sphenostylis stenocarpa is the source of this 801-nucleotide messenger RNA. The record is from the annotation of a GenBank genome assembly. NCBI's taxonomy places the organism in Eukaryota, Viridiplantae, Streptophyta, Magnoliopsida, Fabales, Fabaceae.
AUGCAUGCCUUAUGGGUCUCCUUGAAGGAUAAUAUCAAAUGUGGAAACAAGAUCAACGAUGUAAUCAAGCAGCAAACAAAAUGCGCCAAAGGAAGUGGGUAUGUUUCAGAAAGGGAGAAAAUGAAUGGAUAUAAUAGACCUCUAAUGCAAACUCCAACUGGCCUAGUAGUUUCAAGACCAAGCAACACACUGGGAAGGCUUCAUGAAAUGAGUGUUGGCGACCCAUCGAGAAAAAUUGUUGAGAUGAUCUUUCAAAAAGCUUGGUUCAACACAUCAAAGCCACUGAAGAAGGUUAGAACAGUCCUCAGGGUAAGCUAUUCAGAAGAAGUCCUUGAAAGGUUUGAAAAAUAUAGAGAAAAUGUAAAAAGGGUGGCCUCUGAGAAAUAUCCAAGGCAUCCAAGGAGCACAGUUGAUGGGAAUGAACUGUUGCGAUUCUAUGGUACUACAGUGAGAUGUUUCCAAGGGAAAUCUACGAAGAGAGUUCAUGAUCCCUGUAAAGAUCCAUCUUGUUAUCUUUGCCAAAUAAUUCAAUUUAAUUUCAAGAAACAGUACGCCGACAUUCACCCGAAUACAGGUGACAAAGAGUUAAGUAACAGAAGAACUGCCACUGGCAGGGUACAUAAUGUGAAAAAAGCUGCAAUAAUUUGCAGGAUAAUUGCUGGAACUCCAGUAAAUGAAGUUGAUGGUGAGUAUGAAGGACCUGGUUCCACUGGGUUAGGAGAAAUGCAGAUUAGCUUAGAAAACUUUGUAGUAAAAAACCCCAGUUCUAUUCUUCCUUGUUUUGUAAUAAUUUUCAGCUAA